This is a messenger RNA of Xyrichtys novacula (pearly razorfish), 21333 nucleotides long. The record is from the annotation of a GenBank genome assembly. NCBI's taxonomy places the organism in Eukaryota, Metazoa, Chordata, Actinopteri, Labriformes, Labridae.
GGGGUGGGGGGUGAAAGUGGGGAGGUGGGUGAAGAUGGGAGGGGGAUCAGGGAGGGGAAAGGUGCCAAUUUGGUAGAGUGGGCAGUGUGUAAAUGAGAGUCAUUUAAAAAUAUAUAUACAGACUUUAUAUUUGGAUCCAUCGUCUCUGCUGCAUGGUUUAAACUCUGCCUGAUUCUUCAGCAAACUUCUUCUCAAGUAUCUACCUACUCACUAUGACCUGUUUUUAAAUAUGACGGUCCCUCCAGGCUUCAUGAGGAUUCUUAGAGUUAAAAAUACUUGAUUUUAUGGUCAUCUUUAUGAAACAAUUAGAAUUCAGGCUGUAAUGCUUCAAAGAUUUCUUUUGCAUGUAGCACAUUUUACAUCAAUCCAACAAAACCAUAUCCUCCUGGCAGCGUGAAGAACAACCUACAUGCUGUUUCCUACGUCUGCAGGUCCUCUUGUUACUUUUAGACAAACACUCAUAAGUGAUGAGGAUUACUCAAUCGUUGUAUAAACAGUCUGAGUUUGUUUGUUUUAACUCUUUAUUAUUUUUGUAUUAUGCACAGUAGGGGUGUCUCGAUACGGUAUUGAUAUUGGAUAUCCCAUAUCAACCGAUUAUAAAGGCCUGCAUCUAAAAUAUCCGAUAUCAACAGUCCAAUAUAAGCAGUCGAUUCCAGACUCCGUUCCAGCACCUCUAUCUAGCAGCGCCUGGAUCCAACAUUUAUAGCCAACGUAAUCACAACAACAGUGUGUACUAAGGUACUAACAAAGUACCUAGGAAUAGGAAUGCUUUUUGCCCUGUGGCAGUAUUUUUCAUUUACCGUAUUUCUCAGAUUAUAAGGCACACUUAAAAUCCUUGGAUUUUGUCAAAAAUUGAUAAUGCACUUUAUAAUCCAGCGCACCUUAUGUAUGAUAACUUGUUGUGCUUAAUGACCGAUUUUAUGUGGUACAAUGCGCCUAAAAUGUGUAAGUACGACUUUGGUAAGCAACGAAACCGCUCCACUCAAUGGAUAUUCGAAGCACUAUGGUACGUUGUGUCACUACCUGAUCAACCGAGUAACAGGACCCCUAAGUAGUCUACAAGACUGCCUGACUGUAACGUCUAAACUAGAAGUGCAUUCAUGUAAGGAAGCCUGGGCCCGCAGUAUGUGCUAGCAACAAUAAACCAAUCAAUGCUUAAUGUGCCUUACAAUGCGGUGCGUCUCAUGUGUGAACAUAGACACAUUAAUUCACAGUCUGCUGUAUAAUCUGGUGCACAUUAUUGUCCGAAAAAUACGGUAAGUCCGAAAAAGACGUUGCAGCUGAGUGCGAAACUUAUCACGCACAAGUUUAUGCUAUUAUCGGAUCAAUACCAGUAUUGGCCAAUAUUGAAGGUUACAAUAUCGGUAUCAUAUCGGAGGUAAAAAAGUUAUAUCGGGACACCCCUAAUACACAGUUUAUGUUUAAAUGAGGAUCAUGAGGUCCCUCUGGGGAAGGUAGAAUCUUCCUCUGUCCACCAAUGGCCUGAAUGAUGAGGCAACCCCUCAUUGCCUCAAGUGACCGGCUUGUUUGCUUUAUUUUGGUUCAAAGUGUGAGAAAAUUGUGAUAAUAAACAAACUUCUUCAAACUGUCACAGCAGCUGCUCUUAAAACCAGGGCUCGCUUUCACACUCACGCUGUUAAUUCAUCUGGAGAAAACUACUUAAUGGUGUGUCACGACAGAGCCACGGGGGGGAGGAGGGUGUUAUUUCAAACAAUGCUGAGACAGGCUCUGUACCAAAAAUAACGCAGUAGUCAACGCGAGGCGGCAGGAACACCUCGACUGAAGGUAAAGACAGUGACGUUUGAAAUAUGCUGACAACACUGUCAACUAAACUCAACAUCAAAUGUGUUAAAUCUACAGAUUAUUUCAUCAUCACUGCUUAAGUAGCUAAGCUUUUGUGUUAACAUGAGAGGACAUAUAUAUAUCUUGACUUACAGGGAUUACAGUGAUUUCACAGUCAGGUGUUAUACUCAUGUUUUUCCCUUCCCUUGAGCUACGCCAGGUCUCAGCCCUUACAGUGCGGCUCAUCUUACCUGCCACCCGCUCGUCCGUUUCUCUGUUGCCGUCAUCUGAGUAUCGGGCAAAGUCGAGAGAGUCCAAGGUGCUGAUGCUGCCCGCUCGAUCUGAACGGAGACAAAGGACAGACACACUAGUGAGACAACUAUAAAACCAUACAGUCGUGAGAGAAAAUAUGUGAAAUGACUAAUGGAUUGAAAUAACUUAACCAGGCAGGGUGUGUGUUUAAAAAACUGGGUUCCAGUUAAUGGUGACUAAAACAGAUGGAAAGUCUAUCAAACUCAAACUCUAUAAACUAUGUGGGAGGGCUAAACUUUCGCCAAGAAACCCAUGAGUCAGCGCAGAUGGGGGAAUCAAAUCAAUCACGAAACUUUAACUUUCCUAAAACCAUAACUCAACGGAAAGGUCAAUUCAUGAAACCGGAUCUGACAGAGCACCCUUAUGUCUGAGUUAGUGGUAUUGUUAACUUAAUCACACACACACAGAUUGAGCUGAUGCAUAUGAAUACUUGUGCUCCUAUUUCACUGAGGUAGACCGGUGAGGCAGCAGGUUUAGCCAGGUGUUGGCUUUCCUUAACUGCAGUGUAAGUGACAGAUCAGCCCAUUUGUUCUCUGCAAACCAGAGAAGGACUAAGCUAAAUGUAGAGCGUAGAAGAGCUUCACAGAUAUGGGAUUUUUGAGACAGCAUACCUUUAUUGCUGUUAAAGUAGGGGUGGGAGAAAAAAAUUGAUUCACCCAAGUACUGCAAUUUUUUGUUUUACAAUUUUUAAAUCGAUUUUUAUGUUAGAAAAUCUUUUUUUUUCUUCUAAUGAAUCUUAUAAACUGCCUUAGAUGUGACAUGUUUUUUUUGGGGGGGGAACACAGUUCUUGGAAUAGUCAGUGGACAAUACUAAUCAUUCAACUGUUUCACUGGAGUUAAAAAGGCAGACUAAAGGUCCUUACACACCUGGACUGACGCAAAUAUACAACACGAAUAUACGAUUUAUUCAGAGGCGAAUUUUGACGCGCCUGAUUUUACACUUCAAGCCCGUUGCGAUUUUGCGACUUUCCGUGGGGAAUAAAGAUGCAUCCCAGGUGGAAGUGAGAAGACUGACUCAACAGCACACUUGACUGUUUUUUAGUUCUAAAUAUACACGAGUGUUGAGAUGGCUGUCUGUCAUGAUAGCAUGUACUGAGUCAGGGCCAGUACCAGAUAAGCACAUUAAACUAUAAUCCAUAAACGUAAGGUAACAACAAAGAUCGAGAAAACCGACAAUAUUGUGGAAUCCCAAUUUAAAUCGAAUCAGCAUCCAAAAAAUUGUAGAAGAAUCGAAUCGGGAGAAAAGCUUAUCGUCCCAGCCCUACAGCAGUCCUGCAAAAAAAGCUACUCUGCUGAAAGUGACCCUAACGAGGACCUGAGUAGGCUACUUUUCAGAGAUUUUUGUCAUGUGAAAUAAAAGUAUGUCCUUUUCCUUUGGCUCUACACUUGUCUUAGAGGAAAAAUCACAGCAAUCCUGAAGCACCAAAAACCCAAUAUGUGAACAAAGAGAAGAGCCAGCAGCGCUUCUACGACGCACCGUGCAAAUGUUAAACCAACCACGCUUUUGAUGUUUGCUCUGAGUUAUUUGUUUAGAUGCUUUGUAUAUAAGCGCUGUAUGUUAAAGAUGUAACCAUAAAGCUUUCACACACUCUCAGUGCUGCGGCUGUACAGUGGAGUUGAUUUUGGCUGCAUUUGCGUAUGUGUGUGUCUUUGUUCUCAUUCUGUCAUGCCGGUGCCAAGUUAACCCCCUUUCCCCCGUGGAGAAUUUUUCCAGCCAUCCUCACUUCCUCACUAUGUGUGACCGUACUUCCGUUAAGAGGCUGCGCUCUUUUUUCUGUGAAUCAGCAGAUUAGAGGGUGUUUGUGUUCAUGUGUGUGUGCAACAAUUAAAAAAUAACCUGUAAUUCCACAGUGUGGGAGCAAUGAACAGAUGUCUUUUGUGUGUCUGCCUGAUUUGUAAAAAAAGCAGCAGUUCUUCUUGGCUGACCUUUCAGUUGGGAGCCUGAGGCGAGUGUAGUCUGGGCUGUGAUGGAGCUGACACUUAAUACUGUCACCACGUCACUGCACUCCUGCUGGGGCAGGUGCAGCUACACACACAGACAUAGACACAGACACAAAUCCAUGCUCAGCCUCUCUGCUAUGUUCUCUCCUACAUGAGUGUCUCCCCUUCACGUCCAAUCAAACGCUACAAAUGAGCCUCUAUUUGUGUGCCAAAGCAGGAUGCCUCUUUGUCUCCCUGCUGGUGUGAGCUGAAAAUAAUAACCCUGCAGAAACAAUGGGGAUGCCAGUCGGGGCUUUUAAGGGAAACGGAGAGGGAAAGAUAAAUAAGAUGAAGUGUAAAUAAAAAGUAGUAAAAAAAAGUAAACAAGGUAAGCUGAAGAGGAGGAGGGAAACAGUUUUAAUCCAAAAACAAAGAGAUCGAUAUUGAAAAAGCCGAUCCAAAUGGGAGACAAAAGAAGAUGGAUGCUCCAGAGGUAGCCAACAAGCUCUUUAUAAAAGCGGGAGGGAUGUUUUGGCGAGACUGUCAGCUCUUUAGAAAACACAAACUGGAUGAGACAAUGUGGUAAAAAUUACAGAGGUGGCACAGGCAAGAUGAAAAACAUUCGCCUCACAUCAUCAAAUAUGUCAAAUUACAUUUAAGAGAUUUUAUGACGAAUUAAGCCUUUGUUUGAACCGAGAGUACAACACUCUGAUUCAACUCUAAACAAGUUUCUAUGGGGAAAAAAGCAGGUUUGAAAUGUUUAUGCACUUGUUCUGAAUAUUUUUAUCCAGCCAUCUGGUGUUAUUAGAAAAUAAAAAAUACACGGUAAAUAAUGUGGUGAAAAUAAACGAACAACAGAUGUGUUUCCUAUUGUGCCCAGAUUGUGCAGAGAUUCAAGUUGAAGGACAGUCAGUGUGCAGACUUACUACUGCUUUUCUGUCCGUCUUUGUGAUCUACACCUCAAAGUAGUGUCUGAGUGUUCUUCUUCUUCUUCUACUUUCCUGUCACCCCUCUCUUUACAAGAAUGUGCAUCGAGUAAAAUAACACAAACUUCUUGCAUGUAGCAGCUCACUGUCAACCUUGAACACACCAACAAAAGUGACUUGCACUCUACCUUAAAACCCCCUCACAUUAUGGGCGAAGGGACCUGGCCAUGAGAUGUGGAGAGGCACUCAUACUUCCUCACCGCAAAUUAGCAAGGUGGUGACAGAUGCCAUGCUGUGUGGUCCGAAGGAACAAUAAACUCCAUACACACACUCAAAUGCAAUCAACUGCACUCAUUGGUUGUGUGUUGGAUGAUCACUGUAUUAUUUUUAUGACUAACCAGCUGUGUGCUUUAAAAUUAAGUUCUGAAUCCCUGACCACCUAUCUGCAUUUAAAGCAUAAUGAGAUCAAGAGACUAUGCAAAUAAUCAUCACACUGAGCUAAUAAUGCAUCACUACUUAUGUCAGGAUUUUUAACCAGGUGGACCUGUUCUGUAAUGUCACCAUAUGUAACACCAUCUGGUCAAUUAUGUCAACACGGUGCACCCUUUAAACUUCCUUUGGCACACAGAAACGAUACAGUGCAUGUUAAGCUUACACCACUUAGACAGAAGUAUAUCUUAGAUGUUUACUUUGCGCCGCCUUGAUAUUGAACAGUCUUUGAGGGAUUAAGUCAAAGGCAGUGUAAUGAGUCCGUAACGGCUGUUUGAGAAAUUAGAAAUUCAAGUCUUUAAGCAGCAGCAGGGUUUCUGAUCAGUAUCCCAGCCUGCUCCACAACAAGUCAACUCUACCCUCUGUUCUUCAAACAAGAGGGAAAAGAUCAAUUCAGUCAUCACAUGAUAUGCUAAGAAAAGUUGCAUUGUCUCAGUCUGAGUCCUUCCCUCUCUCUCCCAUCAGCCCUCAUCAUCUUUCCUCUCUGCAGACGACAGAUCAGACGCAUAAGACAGCCUGUAUUUUACCUUCAUAAUCAACUUGACUCUCCCCAAAAGCCAAGACUUGGAUACUUCUUUAUUUCAGUUUCACAACAAGGGGGUUGCUGAUUCCUGUCAUACUUAAAGGGUUUGUUUGUUACUGAUAGAAACUGAAUCUGACUGGAUGCAAUAGGUUAAACCGUCUCCUGCUACUUACCUGGACCCACACUCAAAACUACACAACAACCUCCUGAAACAUCAGGUUAUUGUGCAUGCUGCUGCAUCUCAAUGAGUGAAAAAUGUACCUUCUGUUUAAAAAAAAAAGCCCACUUUUUGUCCUGCAUGCAUCUAUAUUCAACGAAUCCCUGAGCUGGAAAACUACCAACUGUUUAUAAAAUGAAAAUUCAUCAUCUGGCCUUGGUGCUCAGUCUGCACCAGGAAGAAGGAGAGAGAGAGAAUUCAACUGCAGCUGUCAUGAUAGACUAAAACACCUACCUGAAUCCUGAACUGAUGAGGAGCUAGCCUCAAAAUUAAUGAACACAAUUACACUGCACAAGACUAAUUAUGUUUCCAUAUCUACCUUGGAAAAAAAAAAAACAACACCUGUUUUUUCAACGUUUUAUAAAGAAAGGAAGGCUCUAUUCAUUUGCUCUGAAACAGGAUCCUAAAAAAAGAGGAGGUGUAGGGUAAUCUGACAUCAGUUCAAUAGUUCUGCCUGUCAACCUGUCCCCGAUCACUUUGAAAGAUAAGUUGGGUGUGUGACUAUUCAUCUGGGUCACUGACAUGGUUCUUAUCUUUCCCUUUCUUGAUCUAAGAUAAAUAUACAGCCGAUAGAUAAGACCGAUCCUGUCCCUGCUUGGCGGAUUCAAAGCUGAGGCUCUCCCAUUAAAACCUUAGUGUAACCAAUUAAAAGGAAAAGUGCAGACCUGGACUUUUCAUAAUGCCAAUACAGUUUUCUUUAGAGCCCCCCUUGAAUGUCAGCAAUUUACUGCUUUUAGACUAACAGGGGCUUAACAGUGCUUUAUAAGUCUGUGUCAGGACAGAAUAGGUUUGUUCCAGUCACCUAGAAUGAAACUGGGCCAUGGGAAAAGGUCUAGCCAUUUUCUUCAUUGCUUAGUCCCCUUUGGUACACACAGCCAAGUCAAAGUAAUAUCACCCCUGCUGCUCAGUAGCAUGCUUUAUUGAUUUGUGGCUUGGGCUGUCACCAUGGUCACCAUUUGCAUGGCAUGUUUAGAGACUUUUCCACCACAGUAUACUGUUGGUGUUGUUCCAGAUGAGGUGUGGAGGGAUUACUCGGGAAAAAAAACUAUGUGGUAACACACUAGUGUUUUAUCUCCUCCCUGGCCUUGCCUCACCUCAAUGUGUCCAUACUCAGUAAUUAGGGGAGAGUGGGGUAGGAUGAGCCAUUUUUCACAUUUUGGAUCACUACAUCAAGGCAAUCAAAGUUUUGUCUCUAACUAGUGUAUCUGCAUAUAUUUCAAGAUGUUGUGCAUCCCUGUAAACCAACAGAAUGAGUGUACACAUAACUGUCUUGAUAAUAUAGCAUGCCAAAAAGAGUCGUCUCCUAUGCUGAACUUACCCUGUGUACGGGGUAAGUUGACCAGGAGUGGGGUAAGUUGAGCUGUAUCCCUACUACCCCCCACUCUCCACCCCAGCCCUCCCUCACCUUCUCUCUCCCUAAAUAACAGUCACUUAUUCAAAUUCAUGUGUAUUUUUAUCUAUUAUACACCAUUCAACUGGUACAAUAAUUAUUUUUAUUGUUACUCAUUUCAACAAUCUGAACUGAAACUCUGAUCCUCUCAUCAGACUCCUUUACUUUCUCAGUUAAGCUACUGGCUCAACUUACCCCAAAACUGCUAUUAUGACUUUAUAAGUCCUCUAAGCUAAAAUAAUGGACUAUUAUGCUAAGUUUUUGACCUCAUGUUGUAGCUCAUAGAUACCACAAUUGAUGUACAAAACAAAAUUAAAAUGAUCUUUGUUGGUCUGAACACAAUUCUAAUAAAACUUAUGGCAGACUAAAUUCAAUUUCAAGAGUGAUUUUUUUUUUUUGUAAAUAAAUAUCUAACCUCUUCAUCCAUGUGCUUCUAAGCUGACAAACUGCAUGAAUUGAUGCCCAGCUCCUAAAUAUUUGGUCGCAUGAUCAAUUUCUUUGACCAUUUCCAAGCAACAGGGGGUGGCUCGACUUACCCCACUCUCCCCUAUUUUAUCUCUGGCCUUGCCUUGCCUCAUUGUAUCCAAACUCAGCAAAUACCCAUUUACCCACAUAGUCUUCUCUUGUUGACACGCCUGAACUCUGACUUCGUAGCCAGACGAAAGGGCAACUUGUUGUUUUUCCAUUUCAAUUACAUUGAUUCUAAUUCAAUUACACAGGUCUGUCACAAUACCACGAAUUGAUCACAUUCAAUCAGAUCAUGUGCAAUAGCCCAGACAACCCUUCCACCCCUAAAUGAUCACAUUAAUCUGAUUCAGUGAUGCUCCAGUAGGUUAGAAAACACACACAGCUGACCCACAAAACCAGCCUCUUGGCCACGGGCCUUUGACACAGAGAGCAGGUGCAGUGAGCGGAUAUCUCCUGAUCGAUCGGCUUUCAAACCCUGGGCUUCAAGCUAACAAGAGCUAGCGAGCUAAACCCGUGUGAUGCGGUGUCUCUUUAGAGCUAAUGCAGCUGAUAGAUAGCUACGUGACUGCCAACAACAAUAACGCUACUUACUCAGUGGUCCACCAGGUCCGAGCACCUGGUCUUUGGCAGGCGGGGUGCCGCUCUGUCGCUCGAAGUUGCCCGGGUUGGAGAAAUAGUCCCUCAGUCUUGGAAGCUCCCUGCCAGCUUCCAGUAGUUCAGUGUGAAACUCCAGGGCCGUGAGGAUGUACUGGUCCCGUAACAACUGAGCGGCUAUGACAUCUACUGACACCCGUGUAUCAGCGCCGCCUGCCAUAGCGGAGCUGGCUGCGACCGAGACCGCGAUGCCCUCACCGCUGGGGCUGGUCCGGUUGCUUGACAGCAGGAGCGUCGGAGGCUCGGCGUCCGCAGGCGGGGAGAACGGAUUACCAAGCGGCGGCCCUGGCGCCCCGUCACUCGGGCUCCUCUCUGUGUCAACGGUUUCAUUCGGGCGCCGUUCAGCUUCUUCUUCUGAAUCGCUGAGAUUAAACGGGUUCACCGACGCCAUUUUUGCACUAUUAAGAUAUCCUGCAACCACAAGCUAGCUAGGCUAAUCGGACCCGUUUCUUCCUGAAUGGAAAGCUAGCUACUGUUUGGUAGGAAGCUAUGACAAGAGGGAAAGAAUACAAAGAUGUGAUUGGUCAGAUAUGAGCGACGUUGCCCUUAAGCCCGCCUCUUUCAUGGGAUAACUGGAAAUGAUUGGAUAAGAGAGAGACAGAAAGAAAAACUGGGCAAGGCAUGUUUGACAGCUGAGCCGGAGCUAGUAAAUGUUUUAUCUCAACCCCGCAAGCAGCGAAAACGACACUAUCAUAAGAUUUGUGACACAUUGAGUGAAAUCUAUAUGCUCAAAAUAAAUUCAUUUAGCCCAAAAGCUGUUUAAAAAGGAAAACGAUUGGAGGAAUUUUCUUCCUGGGAAAUAUUUUUUAAAACUACAAUACCCACAAUUCAACAACGUACACAAGCCAAUACGUUGACGUCAACGCCAACACAAGGAAGUGAAUGCUCAUGGUACCUGAAUUUCUUGUAAUCUACUUAAGAGUGAGGGACAGUUGGUUUGUAAACGGACGCACUUAAGGACUACGUUGACCUGUUUUCGCACGCAAAGGUCCUCAUCUCUCGGGGACUGUUGAUGUGUAAAGCUGGUUCCUUCACGAAGAUAAAAUGGAAGCUAUAACAGGUGAAUAGAAGCAGUGGCACUGGCUAGAUCUGCUCCUCCAUUCAUUCAUCAGUCAGACUAACAACAGGGUGUUAUAUGGACUGGUUCCAUGAUCGCUGCGUACAGGUAAGAUUUUUCACAUUAUGUAAAAAUUUAAUUGGUUUAAGGUAAUACUCUCCCCUCCAUGAAGCAAACCUUAAUGUUUACUGUGCUUGUAAUGUACAAUUUAAAUGUCAUAACUUACUUAUAAAGUUCUCUGAUGGCAUAUGGUGACAUAAGGAUUACCCCCUACCCUUAAGCAGUCUUUACACUUUGGCUUAACCAGCAUACAUUGUACUUAACCUUUCAAACACACUCUUCUGUUGAAGCUAAACCCCCUACCAUGAAAUCAAAGAUCUUUAUAUCAAAUUAUCCAUAUUUAAUCUGAUCUAGGGCUGGCAGAUAAAACUAUAAUGAUACCAAAAAUGAAUUUCAAUGGUCGGCAUUCUGCCAUGUUUAGGUCGACUGUACGAAUAGCCAAUGAGUAAUGAGUAGAGUAGGUGCACAUCACUACUCCAGAGUAAUGUGCACUGCAAAUUAUGUCGAGUACAUGUUCUCGCAAAGUCGGGGAACACCUCAAAUCUUUUUCACUACCUGAAGCAGUGCCACACGGCAAAGGACGGGCAAUGCAAAAGGUUACAAACCCCAAGCGGAGCAAGGAGCCCACAGCGCCUGUGCAGCCGAAACAGCCGACCAUUCAGCCCACUUUCUCUAGCGCAACGCCUAACGACAAAACAAAGAGACACAAAGACCUCACAGAUGCAGUAGCUUAUUGUAUUGCAAAGUCCACCAAUAAUCACUGUUGAAUUUCAUUUUUUAUAUCGCGAUAUAUUUUGAGAUUGACUGAUAUGAAAAAAAUAUAUUGUGAUAAACUUUUUCCCGUAUCGCUCAGCCCUAAUGUGAUCAUUUAUGUCUUUCCCCUCUAGUCUACAAACCUGACUGCUCUGCAGACCAAACUCAGCACUGAUACUCAAAAUGAGGAUGAUCACCUUCUUUGUGGUUGGACUGGCUGUCCAUGUGGUCUUCUUCAUCUCUAUCUUUGACAUCUACUUCACCUCUCCCCUGGUUCAUGGGAUGACACCCCGGACCCCACCCCUGGCUCCCCCUGCCUCCAGACUGGUGUUGUUGGUGGGUGAUGGCCUCAGAGCAGACAGUCUCUACACACUCCUCCAGAACGGUUCAUCUCGAGCCCCUUACUUGAGGUAAGGAAGUGGACAUGAUGUAGUAUGUCUGUAUGUUUUAACAGAAAAGAUAACACUAUCUGUUAUCUCCUGAGUGACUAGAAUUUGUGUGUGCUUGUCCUUUUCUCUCUAUAUAUCAGGAAAAUAAUAGAAGAGAGGGGUACCUGGGGUGUGUCACACACACGAGUACCCACUGAGACUCGUCCUGGGCAUGUCGCUCUCAUUGCCGGCUUCUAUGAGGAUGUUAGUGCUGUUGCUAAAGGUAACUGUGCAUCCACGCAGAUGAGUGACGACAUGAAAGCUACUGCCAAGUGUUUGAACAAUCAUAAGUGUUAUACAUUUGUUUUUGUGUGUGUGACUUUUAAUAAGUCUGUUUAAAAGAAGGUGUACUGACCUUUUUUGUGUGCCUUUAGGAUGGAAGGAGAAUCCCGUCGAGUUUGACUCUGUGUUUAAUGAGAGCAGAUACUCCUGGUGCUGGGGCAGCCCUGAUAUCCUGCCUAUGUUUUCCAAAGGUACAAAAGUUGACUUGAGCUCCCACUCUCAAAUACCGUAUAACAUAAUCAGAAUUAUUACAAAACUACAAGUUCAGAGAUGGAGAGCAAAUCUAUAAUGUAGACAUAUAAACCUUUGUAUGUAAUUGCACAACAACAUCUCUUUUUAAUGACACGGUUUAUUAUGUACUCAUCAUUUAGGUGCCAGCGGAGACCACAUGUAUACCCACGCUUACCCAGCAGGGGAGGAGGACUUUGCCUCCACCGAUGCCUCCAGGCUGGACACCUGGGUGUUUACUCAAGUCAAAGUAUGGUAGUGAAAUUACUAACACUCAAAUAUUGUUUUAGAUAUAAUUCCUGGAGCUUUGAUGGUGAAUUCACACUGCUAUCUUGAUUUUGUCUUUUUCUCUUCCUAGUCAUUCUUUCAGUCUGCAAAAACAAACUCCAGUCUGAGGGACAGUCUGCUGAAGGAUAAAAAUAUCCUUUUCCUGCAUCUUCUGGGCAUCGACACAAAUGGACACGCUCACAGACCAAUGUCCAAGUAAGAGCUAACAAAUUAUGUUCUUGUUGUGUUGCUGUUUUUUUGAACCUCACAUGUAUAAUAUAUAAUAUAAAAUUAUAUCAGCAUAUUCCCCCAAAGCAUUAACACAUAAGUAGCACUAACAUGAUACUUUCUUUGUCUUUUCUCCAGGGAAUACCUGGACAAUAUUGCUCUCGUAGACUCUGGUGUAGCUGAGAUGGAGUCUCUCAUAGAAGAGUUCUUCGAUAAUGACGGAAGAACAGCGUAUGUGUUCACCUCUGAUCAUGGGAUGACAAACUGGGGUAAGAGUCUAGUUUGUGUACAUCUGCCUCUUUACCCAUUGCAACUAGAAUGGAAAGACUUUUUGACGUUUCUGUUUCUCUGUUUGUAUCCAGGAUCACACGGUGCAGGCCAUCCCUCUGAGACCCUCACCCCUUUAGUGGCAUGGGGAGCAGGAGUGAACAGCGCCCACAGAGUCACUGAACCCCAACCAUACAAAGACGGUUACCUACAAGGUGUUAAACUCAUACUUUGUGCAGAACUGCUCGCUUAAAUUCUCAAAUUUAUAUUUUGGUUUUAGUUUGAGAUAUAUGCUUGUUUUAUUAUUUUUAGAUAGGGUGAAAUUCUGCAUUAUAAAGAUGUGUUUUGUAAUUUUUCCUUUUUACAUUGUCCUUAUUUUAAACUCGCUAUUUCUGUCAGAUUGGAAUCUGGAGCACAUUCGCAGAGUUGACGUUAAUCAGGUGAGGAUGAUAGCUUCAGCACUUCUUCAUGAAGUCACUGACAGCUUUACCAUUGAAAAUAGAAUGUCAAAGUAUUAAAUAUAACAGAGCAGCAGACAUUAGAGUGAUAUAUGCUAUUCUGUUUCACUGUUUUUUGCAGGGAGACAUUGCUGCCUUGAUGGCUUCUCUCAUUGGUAUACCUUUCCCUCUUAACUCUGUUGUAAGUCUGUUUAUAAACCAUAUAUAAAUUCUGCAUUCUGGUUCAUUUCUGCUUUAUCAGUUUUAGUCAUACACUUUUUUAAUCAAUGUUUUUUUUUGUCUCCUUAGGGUGUGUUACCCCUUCUAUACCUCAACAACAGUGACCAGUUCAAAGCAGAGAGCAUGUACACAAAUGCUAUUCAAAUAUUAGAGCAGUUCAAGGUAGGAAAGCAUGUAGCCCUACUUUCAUACAUUGAGCCGGUUAAAUAAUCACCUAUCACUUCAUUGUAUUUGUAUCCAUUAAGCAUCUUGAACUGGUUUUAUUGCUCCUGCAGGAAGAGAGCAAUAACAUCAGACUGGGAACAAUCCUAAUUAACUGAGAAGCCAGCAGUGUUGACAUACUUAUAUCUCUUCUCAGUAUCAUUCAUAUUCCCCAGCAUCUCAAACCAAAAUGAAGUAAUAAGCAGAUUAGCUACAGUAUUGCUAUCUCUCCUUACCCAUCUGAAGACUGAGAUGAGACCUAUUUCUUGUAAUUACAAGAUCUUUUUCUCAGACUUUUAAGAUCUUUAUCCCAUAAGAACAAGAAAAUAUCUUGUAAUUAUGAGAUCCUUAUCUCUAUCCCCUCCAAAAUUAUAAUUCAAAGUGACAUGAUGUGGAUACUUUUAGGUUGCAAUAUGCCUCUGCGUGUCUUUUUAUGCAGAAAAUCUGUUUUCUGAUGGAGGUUUUGUUGUUUUUUCAGGUGAAAAUGACCCAAAAGAAGGAGACAACUUUGUCUUUUCUCUUCACCCCAUACCAGUGAGUAUAAUUAGCAAGAUUUGAUGUGCAAUGACACCCAAGUGAAUUACUAAGUUGUGUUUUUUUUUACGCUGUUAUUGAAGUUGAACUCAAAAAGGUCUCUCUGAUUUCCCAGACAACUCACAGAGUCAAAACAGGCAGAGUUCAUCAACAGGGCCAGAAUACUGAUUCAGCUGGAGAAGUAUGAAGACGCUGUGAGUAUCUGGAAAGAGUUAAAACAGUCUGCAGCUUAGAGGUAGAUUUAGAGCUUUGAAUCAUUUAAAGCUCUCAGAUUAGUUGUUAAUACUUUAAUUAAGCUGAUUUUGAAAUAUGGUUUCUACACACAUCUUGGUAUUCAAGUGCAUUAGUAAACAUUGCAGUGUGUUAAUAGCAAAGCAAAAAAGUGUGUGUGAUAUUCAGCUGGUGUGAUGCCUGAUCUGCCUGACAGCAGCAGAACUGGCUCAGCUUUGAUAAAUCCUGCCUCCACCGACAAACGUCAUGGUCGUCUACUUUGAUUAAAUGAUUAUCUGCCAGGUUCCUUUGUUGUUACAUCACAUUCAGUAUUGAUUUAACCUCUUUUGGCUUUUCUUUCUCGACUUUCCCUUUGCCUGUCUCUGUCUAGAUCUCUCUGUGUCAAUCUCUCAUAUCUCACGCUCUGGAGGGCCUGGUCUACUACCACACCUAUGACCGGUUCUUCCUGGGUUGCAGUGUGGUGCUGGGAUUUGUGGGCUGGACCUCAUAUGUUGUCCUAGUCAUACUGAAGACUCACGCCAGCCUUGACAGACAUCCCAGUCUCCUCAAACAGGUCAGGGCGCACUUUGUGAUGCCUUUAGCCACCCCUGCAAGAUUAGAAAACUUGAUUUUCUUGCUUAGUUACAUUGUGGUAUUGCUACUUUAUGUUCGCAGAUUCCCGACCGUACCCUGGCGAGGCUGUGUAUGUGUGUGACAGUGCUGAUCACUGUGUUUCUGCUGAUUCAAAGGAGCCCCGUUACCUACUACAUUUACUGCCUGCUGCCUGUUCCUGUGUGGUACUCUGUCCUUAAAGAGUAAGUUCGUUGAAAAGAUGCUAAAUAAAUAACACAGCUGUACAUAUUCUAAACAUUAAAAUCUAACAAGCAAAUCCAACACACAGACCAGGAGUGUCGACACACAACCAACCAAAUAUUAAUCAAUAAAGCUUUAUUCAGCGGGUGUAAUUUACUCACACACUCUUGUUCAAACAUGUCAGUGGCAGUGAAGUGUUAAUUAGAUCCUUUGAACUGCUCUUCUAUCCAUUCAUGUGUCUGUUGUGUGAAUUGAUGAAAAGAUGCUCCAUGCAGUCCCUCUUUUCUCUUGUAUCACAGGGAAAAAUAAUCUCAUUUAUGAUCUUUUUUUAGGUGUGGAACUCUGACAGAUCUGAUUCGCUCUGCUCCCUCUCUGCCUUUGUGGAAAUGUUUCUGCUAUUUUGUGCUGGUGGCGUUUGGAAUCGAGCUACUGGUAGGGGGUCUAAAUGCUUCUUCAUGCGGACACAUUUGUGUGAUUACAACCAAUGAAGGGUUUUGUUUGAACAAAAAGAACAUAUUGCAGAUUACUGACAAUCUUAAAAGCGGUCUGAGGUUGCUCUAUAUUCAAUUUACCUUUGCUGCCCCCAGGUGGUGAGCUUCUUUCAUCGCGCCAUGCUGACUGUCGGCCUCGCCACCCUCUCUUUCUGGCCUUUUGUGUCAGGUCUCUCUGGCACUGCAAAGGUAACUAUUUCACAGAAUGCUCUCCUGAAAGUCACAAUGCACAAAGAUAAAAAAAAAAAAAAACACAUACUCUUUUCCCACACAUGAAAAAGAAACUGAAUAAAACACUGUAUGACUCUUGGGAGUUUUUAAACACAAGGUGGAGUAACAACUCUGCGAGUAAAUUUCCUGGAUUGGGGUUUUGGUCAAGGUAUUUAGCUACCACAUUAAUGACUCUGGGCUUCAGUGAUCUCAGUCAAGACACAAUGAAAUCAAUCAUGCCAAAUCUGAUUUAUUCAAGUGAACAAAAUCAGCAUUUAAGACUAUUUUAUAACAGAUCCAUGACCAAAUAAAUGAAAAAUAAAAUAAGGAGAAAAUAUUAAUAAAUAAGUACAAUCAAAGAAAAAAAUAAAAACAUUAAUUUCCCUUCGUUGAUAAAAUAAAGUUAUUUUUAUUCUUAUUCUUAAAUAUUAUGAAAUGACUUGACAUGUCACAUAUUCUUUACUACAUUAAGCUUAUUAUUCUGAAUGUCUCCGAAAUAAUGUAAUUUUUCUCCCUGCAAAAGUAUCAAGAAAACAGUUGGAGGAAGUGUUGUUGAACUUUAAUGAAUAAACUAUUCUGACAUUACUGGGAAACAAAAGUACAUGCGUGUCUACUUUGAAGCAUUUGGUUUAUGAAAUUAUGGAUUCAUUCUUAUUUUCUGUUUUUUCUUUGGCUUUGUUCAGUUUCGCUCCCUGAGCUGGUUUCUGGGCUGUCUGUGUUUGGCUGCUUUCCCCCUGAUGCCGGUUGUGGGCAGAGAGCCUAACAUACAUCUGGUGUGAGUGUUUCCUUUAUUUGCCUGCAUUUAUCAGAAAGUUUACCACAGUGUUCUGCUUUAGGUUUUACUUUGGCGAGACACAAAACCCAUGUUUGGGUUGUUACUCAGGAAACAAUUCAUCCAUUUCCACUUUACAUAGUAGUUUAAUUUUGUAUUGUCAAGAACAAUUGACGGUUCAGGCUGUUUUAGUUGGAAUUACUCUAAUUAUAUGCGUACAAAUACUUCCUCAAGCUUUACAGUACUCUUCCUAAGGAACCAACUGUAAAAUGUGAAUAACAGAUACAGAAGCCUUAUGAUACUCCUCAUAAUGAGAACUUUCUCAUUAGAUCAGCUUUGCAGUUACAUUAGACAUUAAUAAAACGAUAACAUACUGUUUGUUUGUUUGUUUCUUCAGUACCUGCGCUGGUCUGCUCACUCUUUUCACAUCAGCCUGUUACCUUUGGUCCUCACGUCACAGAACACCACUGCACCUAAGUGACAGGCAGCAGUUUGUCAUGCAGGUAAAUGCAGUGCAUGUCAUGUUAUAUACUUAAUGAGCUUGUGUGUGAUUGUGUUGGCUGGGUGAUGGGGGAGGUGGGUUGUUGACUGUGAGUGCAAAAUAUAAUAAUGAUAAUUGAUUACUGUUUACACUUAACAGAUGCUCCAUGUGGCAGUGUGUGCAUACGUGCCCUCGCUCACACACUCCAGCCUGCAGCAGAAACAAGGGCUGCCUCUCCUUAAUCAGAUCAUCAGCUGGACCACAUUAGGUAGGUGGACAAGACGUAUCUACUGUUCACCACCUCAGAAAAACUCAGAGAUUAUACUAAGAUUCAUCAAUGAACGCAAUCAUUUUGAAACUCACAAGCCUGUUUGAAAACAACACCCCCAUCAAAAUUUAGCAAACCUGUUUUUUUCUUUAAUUUUGUCAAAAAAAAAAUCUGAGCUGAAGUAUUUAAGACCCUAAGAUGUUGGAAAAUCCUGUUUCUGUAAGGCUUCCACACUGUGGCGGUCACUUUUUGUUCAAUAGGCGGGUAAAAAGUACUUGUAUUUGUGUUAGAAGUCUAAUUUUCAUCAGGUGUCUUUGUUUUCUUCAAUUUUUGGAUGUCCUUGGAAUAUGUUAUGACAGGUUGCCUUGAGGUCCUUUUGUUUGCUGAUUCAUCUUGAAUUGAAGACCUAUAUUUUCAGUGUAGUCUAUCUAAUCUGCUUUGUUAUACGUUAGAUGAAAUACCCUACCCUACAAGCUUAAAGUCAAACUGUAAUUGUCAACAAUUUUGUUUAAUUCUGGUGCUUUUGAAUCUCACUAUCUCUCCUUUUCUCCAGCAUCUUCUUUGCUGGUUCCUUUAUUAAGCUCCACACGAAUCUUCCACCGCCUCCUCAGCAUAUUCCUGUCACUCACAGCUACAUACCUGCUGCUCAGCACUGGGUAAGACUAGAUCUUUCACUUGCACACCUAAUGCAGCUGCACUCAAACAUUAAUCCAUGUCUUGUGUAGAGUUUUAUUACUACAGCAAAGCUUCAAAAGCACAUUUCUAAUGUCUACCCAGGUCAGAGGCCUUGUUCCCCCCGGUGUUGUCUUGGCUGAUGUUUGUCUGGAUUAAUAUUGAACAGGAAGCUUUGCACGCUCAGGGGGUCUCAGGCAGGCAAGAGGUAAGUUUCCAAACUUAGAUUUGGUAAAGCGGUAGACUGUGAACUGCACGAGUGAGAUGCAAACUAUUAACAGUCAGAUAAAUGUGUGUCGAUUUGCCUUUUCAGGUUCUCAGUAAACUAGGUCAGUGUGGUUCUGAAUUUAUUCCAAAAGCCUUUCGGUCUUGGUUAGAGUUCUGGUUGUCGUUCUUUUCUUGGUACUUGGUUCAAUCUUUGAGAGGCAUUCUCUUUGUUUUCAUUUCUAUUUACUUCAAAAUAAAAACUGUAGUUUCACUCCAUCCACCGCUCCCUUCUUCAGUGACAUUUUUUAAUUAAAGAAAGACGUCAAUUGUGGCUGUGUUAUACUGACUUAUUGCCACUUUGGUUGGCACACAUUCACUUUUGUUUUUUUUUUUUCUCCUUCAGCUCUCCACUGUUGAUUUCUCUGCAAACAUCGACAUCACCAAGAUCCGACAGCUGAAGCUGGACGACAUCAGACGAUCGUAUUUUUUUGUAUCCAUUUUAAGAGGAUUUGCAAAAGUAACUUUGAAAGAAUGACCAUAUUUGCAGUUAAUUCAUGACAAAUGAUGAUAAAUUAGCUUUUAACUAUUGCAUUAACACCACGUAAAGUCUUUCUUUUCCCUAACACACGCUUCAGGUGUUUUUUAUAAUUACAGCUUUCUUUGGCACAGGGAACAUAGCUUCUAUUAACAGGUAUGUACAAUUUCUUUUUAUGCAUGCCACAAACUCCUGAUAAUUUUCAGAAAUUUGCAUGUGCAAAUGCAGCGGCAGAUUUUUUCACCCUAGCUCGUAAAAGCAAGAGUCAAUGUGUGAACAGAGAAGGUGAACAACAGGAAAUUUCACUGUCUUCGAGCAGUAAAGGGUGAUGACUUUUGUAUCAUUCAAGCCAGGGGUGACCGUUUGGAUCAGGAUGUUGCUUCACGCUCUUAUCUUCAACUUCUCAGUCAUUGAUACUGUAAUUACGUCUGUUUCCAUUUAGCUUGAAUUUCGAAGGCAUUGUCCUCUACCUCACCUGCCUCAUUGGAAAUCUUAUUAAUGACACACUGAGUCUCCUGCAGCUCCAUGAGAGCCUGCUCCUAUUCUACAGGGGGGAACACAGCUGUUAGCGACAGGUGUGAAUAAGCAACUUUGUAAAUUUUCAGGGGCAGACUGUCCUGAAAUAUUUAAAACAAGUUUACAGUGCAUACUAUGCUAAAGGUGUAUGCUCAAUUGUGUGGGUUAGCGGCAGGAAGUUUUGUCAAGGGUGGUGUUGGGGUAUGUGGUUGUGCAUGGGUCAGGCAAUGUAGAGCAACAUCUUAUUGUUGCAUUGACUUUUUUGACUGUAUGGCCUCUAUUUCAGUCUGUUUCGACUUCUGCAUAAGAUCACAUAUCCUUCACUACGAGUCCAAAAUCAUACAAUCAUUCUCAGUCGUCAGAGUGUGGCUGUACAUGGGUCAGUCAGUGCUUAAGUGAAGGUUUUACUCUUUCUCAUGUGUGACUUCUCUCAAACCAUAAGCAAGUGUCAGUGAAAACAGGAAGGACAUGAAGGAUGUGUGUGAAAAUAGGAGUGCACACUAGCUGUCUGUUCCUUAUUUGCAUUGUUUAGACCGCAGUUUUCUCUGUUGUGCUUUUCGCAGUGUUUUAAUCGCUCUGUGCUAAAAAACUAAUAAAAUCUGAAGAAGCUGUGACCUCUGAUUCUUUAAAUAUUGUGCAUGUUUUUUUAUGUACCCACUGUGUUUAAUUCUCCCUCUUUCGUGCAGUUUUGACCCGGCCUCUGUGUAUUGUUUCCUCACUGUCUUCAACCCCUUCAUCAUGGGAGGGCUUAUGAUGUGGAAGGUAACCCUGUGCAUGACAUCUUUCACUCUUUCUGUAGAUUGUGGCGAGUCAUUAUCUACCCAAGCAUCGUGCUCUCUGGUUUAUCCUAAAAUCUUUUCAAAUCAACUUCCUUUUUCGUGUCUAAAACUGAGUCGGCACAGCUGCCAGCUCUCACCCCACUCUCUGACCUUUUUUUCUACCCGUUCUGGUCGAGUUCUCAAAGUUGCUAAUUCAUAGAUUGCGACACAGUUGUCCAAAUACAAAAAGCAGUUUCACUUAAGCCUGUUAACCUGAACCUCCUUAUUAAAUCUGCUGUCUUUUGUUUCUCCAGGUCAUCAUUCCAUUCAUAAUAGUAAUGUGCACGUUUGAGACCAUCCAAGUCGCGACGCAGCUCUCAUCGAGAAGGUAACCCCACUCUUUUUUUUUUGAUAUAUCAGGGCAAAUGUGUUGAACAAGGAUUGAUCCAGGAGUAGUAGCAGAUAGAAAGUAUAUUAAGUACAGUAUUUGCUCUUUUUGUCACUUACAUUUACCAAAAAAUGGUGGAUACAAUUUUGCCUCAACAAUUUCUUUUAUCACAUCUUGCUCAUCAGGCUUCCCCUCAUCUGUUUUGUCUUAUUUUUUUCAGUUUAUUCCUCAUCGUCCUGGUCAUCUCAGACUUGAUGGCUCUGGUAAGGUAUUUUCUGUAUAUGCUCUUUAUUUAUCUUUCUUUGAUAAUACUUUUGUCCUUCCUUAAAUUUGAACCCACAAAAACAUAACGUUUACUCAAUCUUCCCCUCCCCAGCAUUUCUUCUUCCUGGUGCAAGACUACGGCAGCUGGUUGGACAUUGGUACCAGGUAAGAAAACAAGGAAAGACACGGCUCCUAAAAGAUCAACCAUGUAUUAAUGAUUAACUUGACGUGCAUGAAAACAUUCGCAAAUGUAUUGGUCUCCAGUCUCCAUUUUUAAAGGGAUAUUUCACCCAGACACUCUUACAUUAACGUUUCCUCUUCUGUAAUCUCUUGCAGCAUUAGCCAUUACGUAAUAGUGAUGUCAAUGACCAUCUUCCUGAUGUUGCUCAGCGUGGUAACGCACACCUUCACCUCAAAAAGAGUCAUCCUGUGGAGGAGACCCAAGAUGCACUUCACCUAAUAAACUGACAUUAGUGUGUGCACACUGGCUUACCACAGAAACCAGAUGUUAGACUGUUUUUUUUUUAUACUUUUGAUCGAUAUCUGCCUUAUUAAAACAGAACUUCUAUGUUUAUGGGAUACUGUUUUAGGGCUAUGAAUACUGUUAUGAACUGUGAUAAGUUUGGAAAUUGGUUUUGAGCUUCAAGUAGUCAACUCAAAACUAUCAGAAGGCUGUGCCACGUAACUAACUUUGAAUUUCACAUGAGCUGUAAAUAUUUUCUGUUUCUUUAGUUCUCAUCAGUUGUCUCGUGGUUAUUACAUUAGUGUGUGAUUUAAGGGAGUAAAUACUUUUAAUCAAUCUAGACUCAUCUCUGUGGCAAAAGAUGUUUUUCUUUUGCUCUGUACUCUUUCAUUCACUAACAUUGUUUUUGCAAUAAUCAUUAAUAAAGACAUGAAAAGCUACUUGAAUAUUUAACCGCGAAUAAUGUCUUUGCCAAGGGUGCUGAUUUAUCAUCUACCAAAGAAAGUUAACUCAUGUUUUCAUUGUUCCUGUGAAGCUGCCUGAAGAAUGUAAAGUGAAGAACGGAGGGAUGUUAUUUGUAUUUAUUGUGACUGUUUGUAUGAAUGAAACUGAACAACUAAAA